Pelobates cultripes (western spadefoot toad) is the source of this 707-nucleotide messenger RNA. The record is from the annotation of a GenBank genome assembly. Lineage: Eukaryota; Metazoa; Chordata; Amphibia; Anura; Pelobatidae.
AUGGCCCCGCCCCCUCAGACUGAACACAACGAUCUGUACAUGGCCCCGCCCCCUCAGACUGAACAUAGUGAUCAGUACAUAGCCCCGCCCCAUCAGACUGAACACAGUGAUCAGUACAUGGCCCCGCCCCCUCAGACUGAACACAGCGAUCUGUACAUGGCCCUGCCCCCUCAGACUGAACAUAGUGAUCAGUACAUGGCCCCACGGCUUCAGACUGAACACAGUGAUCAGUACAUGGCCCCACCCUCUGAGACUGAACACAGUGAUCAGUACAUGGCCCCACCCCCUGAGACUGAACACAGUGAUCAGUACAUGGCCCCACCCCCUGAGACUGAACAUAGUGAUCAGUACAUGGCCCCACCCCCUCAGACUGAACACAGUGAUCAGUACAUGGCCCCGCCCCCUCAGACUGAACACAGUGAUCGGUACAUAGCCCACCCACUCCAGACCCCAGACACAGUGAUCGGUACAUGGUCCGCCCCCUCAGACUGGGUGCAGUGAUCAGUGCAUGACCCACCCCUCAGACUGAACACAGCCCGAUCACCUUCCUGCAUGUGGCCCCGCCCCAUCAGACUGAACAUAGUGAUCAGUACAUGGCCCCACCCCCUCAGACUGAACAUAGUGAUCAGUGCAUGGCCCCGCCCCCUCAGACUGAACACAGUGAUCAGUACAUGGCCCCACCCCCUCAGACUGAACAUAGUGAUUAG